Messenger RNA from Oryctolagus cuniculus (rabbit), 7579 nucleotides. NCBI's taxonomy places the organism in Eukaryota, Metazoa, Chordata, Mammalia, Lagomorpha, Leporidae. The record is from RefSeq and is a predicted model, not a curated record.
UCUCACAUCAUCGAUGUUACAUAAUUAGAGUAACUCCGAUAAGACUGACACCAAGAGGCUGUGCAGACACACCGCUGGCUUGUGUGAAGUGGGCGUCACCAGGUGGGAGUGGUGUCCUCCCAGGUUCGCGAGCUGAGCUUGCUGGGGAGUCAGCGGGCAUUCACAGGGUGACAAGUGAAGUUUGGUUUGUCUGUGACCAGACAGUUAGGCAGGUCUCAAAUCAGCCAGCAUCUACCGUAAUGAUAGUUUUGGCUCACAGGGAGAGAUGCCGAGAGAAGAGAGCCAAGGUCAGAACCUGAGAGAAGAGAGCCAAGGUCAGAACCUCAAGGAACACCACCCUUGAAGGGAUGCCCAGAGAGACAAACUUGCUCAAGGUUGCAGAAAGGGCAAGUUAGAAACCAGCUUUUUAGGGACCUCAGUUUUCAGAUUUGGGGGACUUCGGAUUUUUGCAUUUGGGCUCCGAGAAGCCUUGCAGUGUCGUUAUUUGUGAAACCCAGCUUUUCUCAAACUCACCUUGCGGCUAAAGACGUCUCCACCUAGCUCUGCUUCAUGUUCCGCAUCCUGUAGUACCAGGAGGGACAGAGUCAGACUUUGGAAAGUACUCCUUUGGACAGGCAGAUGGGGCGGGGUCGGGAGGCAGCAGGAGGCUCCCAGGCAGAGUGAUCAAAGGGCCAUCUUCUGGUGUAAGAAGUGUUGUGUUCAUCCUGCCGAGGCGGGAUUCCAGAGAGGAGCCUGUGAGACGGGGUGCCGGCCAGACCGUCUCAAGGCCGAUGGGGCUGUCUGGGAGAAAGCUGAUGGGCUCUGAGUGUAGGCAGGGGUGGUGCAGUCGAUAGGGGCGCAGUUCAACUGUGCCGUAGAAGUGACAGGAGUUGGUAGCGCCAUGUGAGAAGUGGGAGGCGGGGGUUUCUAGGAUGACUCUGGUUUCUGUUUGCCGGCCAAGGUGAUGAGUUGUGCCACCAAGCAGAUCAGGGGAUGUGGGUGCUGGUGCGGGCAGGGACCUGGGUGUCAGUGCUGAGCAAGGGUUCAGGCAUGCAGAUUUGGGGCUUGGGAGAGAGUGGCCUCUAAGAGAGGCUUGGAAGUGAUUCACAGUUACAGUUGUGGCCUGCAGGGUGACAUCAUCGGAGGUUAGAAAGAUAACGAUAUCUAAGGACAGCGUAAGAAAGGGGAAGUGUCUUACCUUCUGAUUCAGACAGCAAGGGGAGCCAGGCUCGAGAGUGCUGAUGGUCAUUUAUUAGGUCUCUCUCGGGUACUGCAUUAGGCAUUUCAUAAAUACAGUUUCAUUUAAUCUGGCUUGCUGAGGGUGGGUGUUCCUAUCCCUCUUCUACAGAGGAGUGAUGGCAGCCCAAAGCCCUUAGCUGCAGGUCUGACCUCUAGUUGGUAGCAGUGGAGGAGGGGUUCUGUCUUCUAGGGUCCAGGCUUUCACACUUGGCCCUCCUGCCUCUUGUAACGAAAUCAGAGAAGGAGCUGGCGAGGGCUCUGAGACGUGCAGCCCGGUGUGGAAUGGUUUGCUGUGGUUUGCAGCCAGCACGGUUACUCCCGAGCCGUGCUGUCACUGAAGGAAUACAUACUAGCUGACAGUGCCUAGAAAGGAGGAAAAAGGAAUCAUCUUUUUAAAAAGAGAUGAUCUCAAACCCUGAGACUUAUGAAAAACCUUUCCUUCCUGACGGAGUGACGUCAGCGUGUGGGCGUGUGGGAAGAGGAGGUCGCCCUGCCGCGGAGCCCUGGCUGCUGAGCCGGGAAAGGCAGGGCAGGCAGGCGCUGGCGGCUGCCAGCACUGCAGAGCUGGGGAGGGAGCUGCCCUGCUGACAGCCGCUGAGUCAGGGAGGCGCACGCCGCGCUGGGCAGCCAUGGCUCAGCUCAGGGUUUUAGACUGCGUGAUGAACCACAACUGGAGUUUCCUGUGCAAUCUGUACUGUGCCUGGAGUGGCCAGGUAUCAAAAAAUAAAGAUGGGAAAGAACAAAGUGAAACUGUAUCACCGUCCGAAGACGAAGCUUUCUCCUGGCCGGGGCCCAAAACCGUCACGCUGAAGAGAACGCCUCAAGGCUUCGGCUUCACGUUAAGGCAUUUCAUUGUGUAUCCCCCGGAGUCUGCAGUUCAGCUUUCGUACAAGGAUGAAGAAAAUGGAAACAGAGGAGGAAAACAAGGGAAGCGCCUGGAGCCCAUGGACACCAUAUUUGUCAAGCAGGUUAAAGAAGGCGGGCCUGCGUUUGAGGCUGGGCUGUGCACAGGUGACCGAAUCAUCAAAGUCAACGGAGAAAGUGUCAUUGGAAAGACCUAUUCCCAAGUAAUUGCUUUAAUUCAGAACAGUGACACAGCAUUGGAACUUAGUGUUAUGCCAAAAGAUGAAGACAUUCUCCAAGUGCUGCAAUUUACAAAGGAUGUCACAGCACUGGCGUAUUCUCAAGAUGCCUACCUGAAGGGGAACGAAGCCUACAGCGGCAACGCUCGCAAUAUCCCGGAGCCGCCGCCUGUCUGCUACCCCUGGCUGCCCUCUGCCCCUCCCGCCGCCGCGGCUCAGCCAGCGGAAGCUUCCCCUGCAGACGCCCCACUGAGCAAACAGCAGACCAGCACCCCAGGACCCACGCCGCCUGGCAGGGCCUACCGCAUGGAAAUCCAAGUGCCUCCGUCACCCACAGAUGUUGCAAAAUCGAACACGGCAGUGUGUGUUUGCAACGAAAGCGUGAGGAGUGUUAUUGUGCCUUCUGAGAAGGCUGUAGAUGUGUUACCCGGCAGAGGGAGCCACACAGGCCCUUCCCAUCGAACUGAAGAAGUGAGGUACGGCGCGAACGAGCACACCUCUUUAAAAGCAGUGUCCAGGGCCACGUCUCCGCCAUCAUCAGUCCCCGCCGCCCAUAGAAUCCACCACGCUGCAGGCUCCAGGUCCCUGGACCCUUCCGGAGGCCUACUUAAAUCUGGAAACUACGCUGGGCACUCAGAAGGAAUCCCAAGUGACAGGGCUCACGCGGUAGACUCCCCUUCCAUAGCUGUCAAUCACUACUCCCCAAAUUCCCAUCAGCGCAUAGACUGGAAAAACUACAAGACGUACAAAGAGUAUAUUGAUAACCGGAGGUUGCACAUAGGCUGUCGGACCAUCCAGGAGAGACUGGACAGUCUACGAGCGGCCUCCCGGAGCACGGCGGAUUACAGCCAGGUGGCCCCCGGCCGCGCCGCCUCGCAGGUGCGGCGCCGGAGCACCUCUCACGACCGCGUGCCGCCGGCGGCGCAGAUCCGGCAGCGCAGCGUGUCCCAGGAGAGGCUGGAGGACCCGGUGCUGACGCGGUACUGCCCGCGGAGCGCGUCGCAGGGCGCGCUGACGUCCCCGCCGGUCGGCCUGAGUCAGCACCGGACUCGGUCCUGGGAUUACCUGGAGGGGCAGGGGGAGCCCGCGGAACGCCAGACCCCCGACUCCAACGGGGAGCGGGCGCAGGCCUCCCGGUGGGGCGGGUUUGCGGAGCGGGACGACCGGCGAGGGGUGCGGGAAGCGCCCAAGGCCUUCCGGGGCGCGCAUCUCUCCGUGGCCCCGGGCGCGGUGAGCGUGGAGAGCAGGCGCGUGACCGGGCGGGGCGCGCCGGGCGCGCCGCAGUUUAAAAAGCCGCCCUUGGACCUGAAGGCGCUGCAGCCAAGCAGAACUGUGCCGACGGCUUGUGGGGCGCCGCUGGCUCGGGGUGUCGCACAGGACAGGUCGCCCCUCGUCAAAGUCCGGAGCCACUCCCUAAAAGCGCCCUCUGCGCACGCCGCCGCGAAGCCAGCGGUCAGCCAGAACUCGCUGGUCUGCACCAAGGAUCAGAGACCCGUCAUUCACGCACAUGAGAACAGUGUGCUGAGUCAGCAGACCUGGUUCCGACCCGAGAGUGCCCCCGACCACCAGGCGGACCCCGCGAAGCCCCCCUCCGUCUCCGGAGCGCCUGCGAAGCCGGCUGCCCAGACGAGCGAGAACGGGGCCGCUGCGGAGUGCGAGCUGUCGGUCAGUCUACGGGACGUGGACAUCCGCGCCGCAGAGGCUGGCGCCCCGCAGCCACACCCCGCAGAUGGCACGGAAGCGGUGGUCCUGCGGGAGAAGCCGCCGUCCGGCCGCCAGACGCCGCAGCCCCUGCGGCACCAGUCUUACAUCCUGGCGGUCAAUGACCAGGAGGCCGGCUCGGACAGCACCUGCUGGCUGCCCAACGACGCGCGCCGGGAGGUGCACAUCAAGCGGCUGGAGGAGCGGAAGGCGUCCAGCGCCAGCCCGCCCGGCGACUCCCUGGCGUCCAUCCCCUUCAUAGAUGAACCCACCAGCCCUAGCAUUGACCAUGACAUCGCACACAUCUCCGCUUCUGCUGUCAUCUCAGCCUCUACCUCUCAAGUCCCCUGUAGAGCCACUGUCCCUCCCAGCCUCACAACCUCAGCUCCUUUAAUUCGAAGGCAACUUUCACACGACCAUGACUCCAUUGGACCCCCCAGCCUGGAUGCCCAGCCCACCUCAAAGACAGAAAGAUCCAAAUCGUACGAUGAGGGCCUGGAUGACUACCGAGAAGAUGCCCAAUUGUCUUUUAAGCACGUGUGUAGCCUGAAGGCCAUCAAGAUCACAGACAGCCAGAAGUCAUCGGAAGACUCCGGAUCUCGGAAGGACUCCUCCUCAGAGGUUUUCAGUGAUGCCGCCAAGGAAGGGUGGCUCCACUUCCGGCCCCUCGUCACCGAUAAGGGCAAGAGGGUCGGGGGGAGCAUCCGGCCGUGGAAGCAGAUGUACGUCGUGCUGCGGGGCCACUCGCUGUACCUGUACAAAGACAAGAGAGAGCAGACCGCUCCGUGCGAGGAGGAGCAGCCCAUCAGCGUUAACGCGUGCCUCAUAGACAUCUCGUACAGCGAGACCAAGCGGAAAAACGUGUUCCGGCUCACCACGUCCGACCGCGAGUGCCUGUUCCAGGCGGAGGACCGAGACGACAUGUUGGCCUGGAUCAAGACCAUCCAGGACAGCAGCAACCUGAACGAAGAGGACACGGGCGUGACCAACAGGGACCUCAUCAGUCGGAGAAUAAAGGAGUAUAACAGCCUCAUGAGCAAAGCAGAACAGUUGCCAAAAACCCCUCGCCAGAGCCUCAGCCUCAGGCAGACUCUGCUUGGUGCUAAAUCAGAGCCAAAGACCCAGAGCCCGCACUCCCCCAAAGAGGAGCCGGAGAGGAAGCUUCUCGGUAAAGAUGAUACCAGUCCCCCCAAAGACAGGGGCAUGUGGAUAAGGGGCAUUCCCCAGAUCGGGAGGAGGAAGAAGCCGGCUGCUACAGGGACCUUCGGGGUCCGCCUGGACGACUGCCCGCCAGCCCACACGAAUCGGUAUAUCCCAUUAAUCGUUGACAUAUGUUGCAAAUUAGUUGAAGAACGAGGUCUCGAGUAUACAGGUAUUUACAGAGUUCCCGGGAAUAACGCCGCCAUCUCCAGUAUGCAGGAGGAGCUCAACAAGGGGAUGGCCGACAUCGACAUCCAAGACGAUAAAUGGCGAGACUUGAAUGUGAUCAGCAGCUUACUGAAGUCAUUCUUCAGAAAACUCCCGGAGCCUCUCUUCACAAACGAUAAAUACGCCGAUUUCAUUGAAGCCAAUCGCAAAGAAGAUCCUCUUGAUCGUCUGAAAACAUUGAAAAGACUAAUUCAUGAUUUGCCCGAACAUCAUUAUGAAACACUUAAGUUUCUUUCGGCUCAUCUGAAGACAGUGGCAGAAAAUUCAGAAAAAAAUAAGAUGGAACCAAGGAAUUUGGCCAUCGUUUUCGGUCCAACUCUGGUGCGGACAUCAGAGGACAACAUGACGCACAUGGUCACCCACAUGCCGGACCAGUACAAGAUCGUGGAGACGCUCAUCCAGCACCAUGACUGGUUUUUCACGGAAGAGGGCGCCGAGGAACCACUUACAACAGUACGGCAGGAAAGCACAGUAGAGUCGCAGCCAGUGCCAAACAUAGAUCAUUUACUCAGCAACAUUGGAAGGACAGGAGCAUCCCCCGGAGACGCAUCAGAUUCAGCCACUAGUGACUCAACAAAAUCUAAGGGCUCUUGGGGACCGGGAAGGGAGCAGUACAGCAGGGAGCUGCUGGUGACCUCCAUCUUUGCGGCUGCCAGUCGCAAAAGGAAAAAGCCCAAAGAGAAGGCGCAGCCCAGCAGCUCGGAGGACGAGCUGGACAGCGUGUUCUCCAAGAAGGAGCCCGGGGCGCAGGGCCGCGAGCACGGCCGGGCCGGCGAGGCCGCGGGCAGGACGCCGGGGGCCCCGCGCAGCGCCAGCCCCAGCCCGGAGGCCGCGCCCUGGGCCGCGGGCCGCCUGAGCCCCGAGGCGCGCUCCGUGGCCGAGAGCAGGGGCGAGGAGGCGGACGACGAGAGAAGCGAGCUGGUGAGCGAGGGGCGGCCGCCCGAGAGCGACAGCGAAGGCGACUUCCCCGCCUGCGCCGCGCCGGGCCGCCGGGACUCCGAGGGCAGCGAGGCCAGCGGCCCCCGGCCGGCGGCGGCGCGCGCGCACCAGCUGCUCGAGGGCGACACGCUGGCGCGGAGGAAGGCGGCGCGCCUGCGCUCGGACGGCGACGGGGACGCGCCCGCGCUGGCCCGCGUGCUGGACGCCAUGCGGCGCGGCCGCUCCACCGGCAGCCUGCCGCCGCCCGAGCCCACCUGGAAGAGCCGGCUGGCCGAGCGCCUGAAGCUGCGGACCCGGGCGCCGGCCGACGACAUGCUGGCCGGCACGGGCACGCCGCCCAGGCCGCAGGCCGAGGCCGCCCGCCGCAGGGGCGUCCGGCGGCGCCACACGCUCGGCGGCCACCGCGACGCCAGCUUCUGGAAGGAGCCCGAGCUGUCGGCCGUGACGCGGCUGCAGCCGCGCUGCCCGGCCCAGGACCUGUCCAUCACGCACUGGCUGGCCCGCGAGCGCCUGCGCACCAGCACGCCCGACCUCAGCACGCCCGGCGGCCUGGACCCCGCGCCCGUGCCCGCGCCGCGCCCCGCACCGCCCGACCAGGUCAACGGCGGCGACGGCUUCCCGGGCGCGAGUUGUGCGGCCGCUUCCCAGCCUCCCGCGCUGUCCGGAGCGGCACAGCCGCACCCCUGCCUGUAGGGGCGCCGCGCGUGUAGAUAGCAACGUAUAAAUAUGUAUAUUUAAGAGUCUAUGGAGCGGUGUAUACAGAUGGGCACAGUAUGGUCGCAGCCCCCACGCGCGCGUCUCCAUCACUGACACAAGUGCCUCAUCACACACACGCGUGGAUUGUAGGGUGCCGUGGGAAGCGAGUGCAUUUAACACGGGUGGAUCCCACCUUCCAUUCUGCAGUCAUUCCAGGGGGAGCGGAGUUUUAUAUUCAAACUUUUAAUACAGUUUUUGAGUUUUGUGUGACUUGAAUUUUUAAUCUCUGUAAAAUACGUAACUUAAAUGAACAUAUUAUAAGUGUAUCUUUUCUUCAGAUACCAGAUUUGAUAUAAAUGUUGUAACAUAGGCGUGUAGAUAGUGGCUCCUGGACAGAACUGGCUCCUUGAUGGAGAAGAGUUAACUCUGCAUGAGGAUCUAACGACUCCAAACCUGUGUCCUGCCUGUGUGCACACCCCUUAAACACUGGAAAUAAAACUGUUUUGGUGAACUUC